AUGCGAGAUGAAAACAUGGUGAAUAGUGCCGAGGAUUCUUUGAAGAAGCUUCUAGAUAAGAACAACCGCGAUCUGAAUAUCGAUGACGGAUAUUUGCGAUUUGAUAGCUCGGCAGAUCCCGAACCACAAUCGCAUUUUUGUCGGGUAGUGAAUAAAUCGGGUAAUACGGAAAUCAAAUUCACCGACCAGCCAUCUUGUAUGGGUAGAAGUGAUGGUGCUACCACUCAUAAUGGUAAAUCCUAUGAGGCAUCAAAUUCUGAAUCCACGAACGCGGACGAUGCGUUUUUUGACCUCUUGUCUCGUAUGCAGUCAGCUCGACUUGACGAGCAACGAUGUGAUCUUUCCAUAAUCACAUCGCGAACAGGCACUGGACGACGACAAACGGACAGCUUAAUGGCAACACAAAAUGACGACUCCUUCGUAAUACCCGAAGAUCGCAAGUCGUUGCUUGGACGUGUUCGAGACACGUUGGCCAGAACUGCAAGACGAUCGCGUAAAAACCGUGAUGGCAACAGAAGCAAUACGUCGAUGACAACCGACGAAGGAACGAACAGUUACAAGGGCAGCUUUGAUAGCAUCAAUACUUUGGCAACACAUUGGGUGACCGUUGACACGCCAAGUGGAGAGCAAAAGGUGUUCACAGUGGACUUUCAGAGGAAUACGCCACAUGGCGAGCAUUCUGUACCGCCGAGUUUGAAGACACUCUUCGAAGAUGCUGAAAAGGUGGAGGCUGAUAACCUUGCGCUUGACGGCGGAGAAGCGUAUUCCAAACUGGUCAAUUCUCAUGGAAAGCAGAAGAAGGGGAAAGCAGUAACUAUCGAGUUUGUAGAGAAUUCUCCUAUGGGGAAGGAAAACAUAGGUCGUUGUCACGAUCGUUACGAAGGAAAAGAGGCAGUUAUGAUAGACUUCGCGGGAAUUUCCCCACGCGAGAAAUAUCCGCUGUCUCAGGUUCUUGAGAAUAACAUGAACGAAGCUGUUCUUGAGAAUAAGAUGAACGAAGCUGAGUCCUUGGGAAAUAACUCACUAGAAAGGGAUCAGCCGAUCAGUUCGACA
Messenger RNA from Ostertagia ostertagi, 1053 nucleotides. The record is from the annotation of a GenBank genome assembly. NCBI's taxonomy places the organism in Eukaryota, Metazoa, Nematoda, Chromadorea, Rhabditida, Trichostrongylidae.